This is a messenger RNA of Rotaria sp. Silwood2, 1173 nucleotides long. The record is from the annotation of a GenBank genome assembly. NCBI's taxonomy places the organism in Eukaryota, Metazoa, Rotifera, Eurotatoria, Philodinida, Philodinidae.
AUGAAUGAAAAACGUACUUUGACUCAUGACCAAAAAUACAAAUUGAAAAUAAAACUAAAACGUUUAUCUUCCAAAGCUUUUGAUAAACAAUAUAAGAAAAAGAAAGCAGCUUGUCAAGCUACUUAUCGUCGUAAUAAAGAACAAAAACGAUUGAAUGAACAAGCAAUAGCAUCAGUAAUGCCAACAGAUGGAAGAAAAACAGAAGGUAAUCGCCGUCGGCGAUCAACUAUCAAUAAACUAAGAACUGAAAAUAUGAAACUCCAAGCAAAGAUAUCUGUUCUACAAAAACAAGUGAAGAAACUUAAUUUAUUAGUACAGAAAACAAAUGAAUCUUCAUCACCAGAAACACCACCAACAUCUCCAACAAAAUUAUUUGUAUCAAAUGUAAGUCCAGCUGCCAAAAAGCGGGCGACGAUGAGGAUUAUGGACAAAAGGGAAAACUUUGCACGUGGUACAGUUUCAAAUAUUCGACAGAAGUUUGGGAUUAAUAUAUCAAAGCAAUACACACCUUCAUCGACUAUGCCUUCUCAACUUGAAGAAACAAUUCGAGAUUUUAUGUGUAGAGAUGAUGUAUCAAAAUUAUGUCCAGGUAAAAAUAAACAAAUCAAUCAUCACCAAAUACGAUAUCGAUUGAAUCAUUUAACAGUCCUUCACCAACAAUUUGAAUUAGAAACAAAAAUGGAUAUUGAUUAUCAUACAUUUCGGCACUAUGUGCCUUCGUUUAUUAUUAAACCAAAAGUCGAUGAUUGGGGAGCAUGCUUAUGCAUUAUCUGUCUCAAUCCACAACUAAAAUUCGACAAACUAAACCAACUGAAAUCAACUAAACCAAUUCCCAAACAACUGUUGAAAUCUAUGUCGGUCGAUUUGAAUGAAGUUUUAAAUCAUCAAGAGUCGACUAAACAAUUAAAAGAUGCUUUACAUCAGUUAAAACAUGAAAAAUUUACUUUGACUUAUGCCGAAUGGAAAAAAGUGAAAUUGUCUACAAGUUCUUCGGCAGUAUCAAAAAAAGUUUCAUCAGUUGCUUCCAUGGAAGAUUUUAUAAAACAAUUUUCAGUAGAAGUUGACAACCUUGAACAUCAUUUGCAUCGCAUUCAUCAACAAUUCAAGGCAGCCAAACAGGCAAAACUCGAUGCACAACAAUCAGAUGAUAUUGCAACCAUGCAGGUGGAUUGA